Ochotona curzoniae (black-lipped pika) is the source of this 1965-nucleotide messenger RNA. RefSeq names its product ERI1 exoribonuclease family member 3 (gene ERI3). The transcript has 8 exons. Gene Ontology annotation, molecular function: 3'-5'-RNA exonuclease activity; nucleic acid binding. The record is from RefSeq and is a predicted model, not a curated record. Bases 227 to 1150 code for a protein of 307 amino acids. Gene Ontology annotation, biological process: exonucleolytic trimming to generate mature 3'-end of 5.8S rRNA from tricistronic rRNA transcript (SSU-rRNA, 5.8S rRNA, LSU-rRNA). NCBI's taxonomy places the organism in Eukaryota, Metazoa, Chordata, Mammalia, Lagomorpha, Ochotonidae.
GGUGUGUUGUGGACUCGUGGUGCUGGCUGUCGCUGUAGAGGCGGCCGAGAACGGGCGGUGGGGAGCGGGCGGAGCUGGGCCUGCCGCUAUCUGGCCGGCGCCACAGUCGGCGCGGGCCGCGCCCGCCGCCGUCCACUGCCCUCAGCCUUUGCUGAGGCCGAGGGAGACGUCGGGGCCUGCACCUGGAGGGAGCCUGCCGCGCUGGCCCUAAGGAGGGGGCGUUGCCAUGGCGACAGCCUCUCCUGCAGCUGACGGGGGGCGGGGGCGGCCUUGGGAAGGAGGACUGGUCUCCUGGCCCCCUGCCCCUCCUCUUACGCUCCCCUGGACUUGGAUGGGCCCGAGUUGGGGGCAACACCCUGGGCAUUGGGGCCUGCCAGCUCUCCCAGAACCUUCAGCAUCCCCAGCCACCAGUCUUGGCAUCUUCGAAGUAAGGAGAGUUUUAGAUGCUUCUGGAUGUUCAAUGCUAGCACCUUUGCAGACUGGAGCAGCUCGAUUUUCUUCGUAUUUGCUUUCAAGAGCAAGGAAGGUGCUGGGCUCCCACUUAUUUUCUCCCUGUGGUGUUCCGGAGUUCUGCUCCAUAUCCACCAGGAAGCUGGCGGCCCACGGCUUUGGCGCAUCCAUGGCAGCAAUGGUGUCGUUCCCUCCCCAGAGGUAUCACUACUUUUUAGUGCUGGAUUUUGAGGCUACGUGCGACAAGCCACAGAUUCAUCCUCAGGAAAUCAUUGAGUUCCCUAUCCUGAAGCUAAAUGGCCGGACCAUGGAGAUUGAGUCUACCUUUCACAUGUACGUCCAGCCUGUAGUCCAUCCACAGCUUACCCCCUUCUGUACAGAGCUCACCGGGAUUAUUCAAGCCAUGGUGGAUGGUCAGCCAAGCCUGCAGCAAGUGCUGGAGAGGGUCGAUGAGUGGAUGGCGAAGGAAGGCCUUUUAGAUCCAAACGUCAAGUCAAUUUUUGUCACCUGUGGAGACUGGGACUUAAAAGUCAUGCUCCCAGGUCAGUGCCAGUACUUGGGCUUGCCAGUGGCGGAUUACUUCAAGCAAUGGAUUAAUCUGAAGAAGGUGAGUUCCCUGUCCAUGAAGAUUCAAUCCAGAUCUUGCUUUGUGGAAAAGCUCAGUAGUCAGUCUUUUGCCUUGAGGCUCAUUGGCACUUGAGUGUUCAGUCUUCUUGGCUGAAGCUGAGCCCAGGUGUGUUUCCUUCCCAACAGGUCUGCAGGCCAGAGAGACUGGGUCUGGUUCCUCUGUGUGCACCUGUGGCUGAACCAGGUCUGGGAACAGUGUGCUUGUGAGUGAUUUCUGGCUCACCGUUGAGAACCAGCUCCACCAAGUCCUUGCACACAGAGCUAGGCUUGCACUCCUGGAGGACAGCAUGCCAGCUGUCAGAGCGCAUCUGAGGCUGCUUGCUGGCCUUAGCAAAUGCAAUGUGAAGGCCCGGCCAGGCGAGGCAGGCGCUGACCAUGAACAAUUCUUCUGUGAAGUUCACUAGACUUUUUGGUGUGUGGAUGGCUCCCUGCCUCUAGGUUCCCUAGCAGAAAGACAGGAAAACAGCCAACCCAUGUGAUGACAUUGCCACUCAGGCCACCUUGAUGCUGCUGGGCCUUAAGAAUAGGGCUGCAAGCCAGCUGUCGUGAAUCUGUUUAGUUGGUUCUCCCACACCACUGAGCUUUAAAAAGGAGAGAAAGAGUGCAAGGGGGAACUGAGGACUUUUUUCCAGUUGGAUUUGUGAUGUCCUCCGUGAAGUAAACCGAGCAGGUCUGGGAAGAAAAGGGAUCUUGAGUCCUUUUUUUCUGCCCUCCAGCCACUUGAUAUUCCAGGUGUGUUUAAGGGUCCAGGUAGAGAGAUCACAACUCUUAAGUUUUAGCUCAGGCCCUGCCAGCAACUAGUUAAGACUAGGAGACUUCUGAGGUCCUGGGAGUUCAGGGGCAUAGUAUUAUUUCAGACCUUUGUGCUGUGUGACUUUAUGUCAGCUG